Molecule: messenger RNA, 4439 nt
Organism: Dentiscutata heterogama
Lineage: Eukaryota; Fungi; Glomeromycota; Glomeromycetes; Diversisporales; Gigasporaceae
Source: the annotation of a GenBank genome assembly
CGCAACGUCUAUUUUUAAUAUCUCUUUAUGCUCUUAUAGCAUCAACGAAAUCACAGAUUACUUCUUUUAACUAUACCGAAACAAAUUUAACAACUACAUCACUUGAUCAUCAGCCUUUUGUAUUAAACCUUCAAACUUAUGAUGAUGGAACAAUUCUCGCCCAUAUUGCACGAUACGACAAAACAUUAAUCGCAAAUUGUAGGAGUUAUUUGAGAAUAAAUAAUGCUUUUGGAUUAGACCAGAUAUUACGUAUAAGAGUUAUUCAAUUAGAUGGAUCUGUUAAAGAGAUUAAUCUCAACAAUACCGACUUAAAAUUAGAUCCUCUGAAUUAUUGUAUGAUCGGCACCUGGGUUCCUAUUAAAAUAUAUGCUUUACAAAAACAGUUCAUUCUGGUAACUUAUGUGAAUAGUACAAAUUCAUUUGAUCCUACAACUUAUGAAGAUUGGGGAAUGGUUAUUGAUUGGAACAGCAAUGUUAUAAGCAAAACUUCUUUUGGUCCGUCUUAUGUUGAAAAUAAUAAUUAUUGGAAUCCGGAUCUUCAAAGUACAAUUCAUUUAAAUAUAAAUAAAAAAUUGGGAUUCCUUAGAGUAAAUUUUGCAAACAAAAAUAAUAUUUUUUCGUAUGAAUGGCAACAAUAUUCAAUUGAUGAUUCUGGAAAAUUAUCAAUGCUGCAAAAUUUUAGUUUUCCACUACAACAAAUUAAGGGUAGAGCCCCUACAAGCUUUGUUAUCACGCCAAUGGCCACUAUUGAUGGCGGCUAUGCUUUAAUCUAUGCUAAUUCCACCAAUGAAACUGUCAAUAAUUCAUUCUUCACACGUGGCUCAGUAUACGCUAAUUUCAUAACAUAUAACAAUACAUUUCAAGAUAGAACGAUUCUUCUCUAUACAUUAACUAACAAUGUAACUUUUAAUACUAUUUAUUGUGGCAUAGUGUCUGUUGGUUUUGGUCAAGUUUGCACACUCUCUGUCAAUAACUCCAUAGUAAAUAACAUCACAAAAGAAUAUAUAAGAAUUUAUUUCUUAACGUCUGGAUCAGUGUUAAAAAUCGAUGUAUUAUCCGACCUCCCUAAUGUCACUACUUUAGUAAAUUGGGCAGUGAGCUCGAUGCCAUUCGGUGGCUACAUAUUACAUACUUAUGAUAACAAUGGUACUACAUAUAUCUAUGCUUAUGACGAAUAUAACUUAAAGACGCCUUUGGUAUCAACAUUAUCAUUAUCGUCAAACCAAACUGUUCCUAUUAACAAUUUUUCUACAAAUUAUCGAUUUGGUGCAACUGUUAUUAUGAACAAUAAUAAUACUUUUAUACUCCCAACAACCGACACAAAUAUAGACAAAACUUCUUGGUCUUUUAUUAAUAUCCUAUUGCCUAAAGUUUUAGAAUAUCGUGAUCACGGUUACGGUAAUCUUCAAAUAGACCAAGUUGACCCACCUGUUAACUAUACUGUCGAUUCAACUACUACAAGUUUAAAUAUAGCUUUCUUUGUUCCUGUCAGUUUGUCUAACGAUCAGAUACAUGGUCAUUUAACCAUUUACAAAACUUCUGAUAACAGCAUUAGACAAAAAGUUUCACCGAGAGCAAAGAACUUUUGUUCAACCAGUCCAGAUGGGAAAACUAUUACUAUAAAAAUUAUUAGUAGUACAUUUAAUGAGUUUAAUGAGAGUUAUUAUGUGCAAAUGGAUAAUAAUUUUGUUAAGAGUAGUCUUUAUAAUGAGCCUCUAAAAGGGAUUAGUGAUGGGAUUUGGAAUCUCUCUUCAAUUAAUACGAACAAUUUAAUUAAUCCUUCAGGUAGUACUAUAGUUGGUACAGUCGGCUUAACAAAUGAUGCCAUGAAAAAAUUCACAUCAUUCUCUACUUUGGGUCGCUCCAAUUAUUUUGCACAAUUAUUAAAUAAAACUGCUGACCAAAUACCAGUUCAACGUGAACGUCUAACCACGGAUGAAAAAUUUCAGUAUAUUAAUAACGGCCAACAAAUUAUUUUUUCUAUUAAAGUAAAUUUACCGUUACCUGAUUCAAAUGAAAGCACUGCUGAUGGUGUGGCAGCGGAUCUAAUCACUAUGCUCAAAAAUAAGGAAGUCACAACCUUUUCUAAUGACAUUACAAAUGAUUUGGAUGAUGGUUAUGGCUUUGUUCCAAUGACUUUCAUCCUUUUUAUCUUUAUUGCUAGACCAACAAAAGAGCAGGAAAAGGAAAUGAUUGAGGAAAUUGCUGGUGAUGCAAAGAAGAAACUUAUCGGUAAAAUAAAUAAAAAGGUUGAAGAAUUUAGUGAUGAUAUAAAGUAUAAAAUUAUAUAUGAAAAAGAUAAACUUCUCGAGAAAAUUGAAGAUGACAGGCAGAAGAAAAUUGUUGAUAGAAUAUUCAAGAAAGUUGGUGAUAAAAUAAAGAAUAAACUUAUCAAUGAAAUAGAUAAAAUUCUCGAGAAAGUUGAAGGUGAUAUAUUAAUGGGAUUUCGUGAUCUCAUGCCCAAAGUCACAAAAAAAUGUAUCGGGGUAAGGUGUUGCAUCAGUUCUAUUGAAAAUGUGUGCCACUAUUUAAUACGGUGUCCUAGUGGUGACAUAAAGACAAAGCUUGAAAAAGUUGUUGUGGGAAUAAAGGCAAAGCUUGGGGAAGUAGUUAGCACCAUAAAUAAAAAGCUUAAGAAAGUCGCAAAAAAAAUUCUAGAUAAAAUAGUCAAGGAUUUUGAAGAUGAUACAAAUGUUAUUAUUAAUGAAAUACUUGGGAAGGAAAUCGACAAUGAAAAAAAUAUAAUACUUAAGGACUUUGGUGAUUGCAUAAAGACAAUUAUCGAUGAAAAGCUCAAGGGAAUUGGUGACGACACAAAGAAUAUUAUCAAUGAAAUGCUCAAAGAAGUUGGUGCUGAUAUAAAGAUAAACAUCGAUAAAAUGUUCGAAGAGAAAAUUAUUGGUAUAAAAGUUAAAACUAUAUGUGAAUUUUUUAAAAUGUUGGGGAAAUUUUUUGUUAAAAUAUACGAGAAAAUUAUUUGCCGCACAAAUGAAAAAAACGGGGGAAAAAACGAAGGUGCAAAAAACAAAAAUGCAGAUGAAACAGACAAUAAUUCCGUACCAUUUUCGAUUGAAGGCUUAAUAAGAAUUCCUGAUGAAAAGGAUUUUGAUGAAAAGGAUUCUGAUGAAAAGGAUUCUGAUGAAAAGGAUUCUGAUGAAAAGGAUUCUGAUGAAAAGGAUUCUGACCAACAUUCAAAUGAUGAUGCGAGUAAAAAAGACACGAAAUCUGUUGAAGACAUAAUUAAACGAAUUUUUAAGAAAAUAGAUGAUACUCUUAACAAAAAGGAUUCUGGUCAACCUUCAAACAAAGAUACGAAUGAAGACAAGAAAUUUGUUGAAAUAAUUGAAGAAGUUUUUAAUAAGGAUAUCCCGAAAAACGAAGUUUUUGAUAAGGAUAUCCCGAAAAACGAAGUUUUUUAUGAGGAAAUCCCGAAAACCGAAGUUUUUCAUAAGGAUAUCCCGAAAAACGAAGUUUUUAAGGGUAUCUCGCAAAACGAAAUAAUUGACGAAAUAAUAAAGGAUAUUUAUAAUGACAAAUUAUAUAACAAUUUUGGCAAUGAAAUUUCCGACAAAAUACAAUCCAGAAUUAAUGAAAAGAUGCCUGAAAUUCUUCGUAAAAUCUUUAUCAAAAUAUCUAUCAAAAUGUUUAAUCAAACUUAUGCUCUCUAUGUGGAUAAUAUACUUUCUGCAAAAAUUUCUACAGAAAUACAGCUUCAACUUACUAAAGAACCACAGACUACUAAAGAAUCACAACUUACAGAAGAACCAGAACUUCCUAAAGGACUACAAUUUACUACGAAAAUAUAUUUUGAUAAAGAGAUAAAUUCUCUUGCGAUAAAAAGUAUAAUUUUUGCUGAGAUACAUAUCGAAGUUGCCAUUAUAUUACUAGAAGAAUUUUUCAUCAUACUACUGGAAAAAUUUUUUAACAAAAUACAAGAAAAACUUCAAGCCAAAAUUAGAGAAAUUAAAAAAUUUAAAGAAAUUAUUAAUGAAAAGACUUCAAUUAACAAACAUGAAGUGGAUGAAAUUUCUGCUAAAAUAGCUUCCGAAAUUUCGACUGAAAUUUCUAAUAAAACCAAAGAGGAGAUUUCUGAUGGAAUUCAUGAAGAAAUUGAAGAAAUUAAAAAAUAUUUUUACAACAUUCUUAAUAUAAUUUAUAACUCUGUUACGGUAGAUAAAGGUAAACUAAAAAUCUCUAAUGGGCAAGAAACUCCUAAUGAAGGGCAAACGACUAAUAAAGAAGAGCAAGAUUUUCCUAUUGAAGAACAAAAUCUUGCUAAAGAGCAAAACCCUCCUAUUAAAGAACAAAAGCUAACUAAAGAGAUACAAAAUUAUCGUAACACAAUAAUUUACGAAAUUGGUGAAAUCAAAAAACUAUUUCACAAUACAAUGAAUCAUAUUAAAAUCACAGAAAAAGAUGAACUUUCUAUAUAUCUUUAG